AUGAAUACCACAAUUAGUUACCUAUUCAGUUACACACCCAAUUUUGGGAACCUGACUAUGUUCUUUGGAUGUUCAUCUAUCAGUACAGCAUUAGCUUCCAAUAAGUUCCGUUGUCAUGAGAAUGGUACCUUGGUUAAGAAUGGCUAUUUCACAAUUGGAUCUAUUCCAACUGAUAGAGAUCUUGGAAACUGCAUGAACAGUGUUACAGUCCCCGUGCUCCAAACAGCAUACACUGGAUCACGGAUGACGCAGCAUGCACAGUGUGCAGGAUUUGGUGGGAGAUGUGGAUACAACUCAAGUUAUUUUAAACCUAUAUGUUUCUAUCCCAAUAAAGCUUACUUGAUGAGAUGUCAACUUCCACCAGGAAACCAUGCGAAUCCUGGGGUUCGAAUUUUUAUAGCUGCAUCCGCGUUUGGAGCUUGCAUUCUUUUGGUGAUAUCCAUCCUAUGUGUUUGCUUUAGAAGGAACUAUAUUGCAUACGUAUGUGGGCCUUUCUGGAGGAAGAUAGCAAAGAAAUUUGAAAAUUUAGAAGAUAUUCUAGAGAAAUGUGGACCUAUGGCACCAAAGAGAUAUCGCGAUUCAGAUAUAAAGAAAAUGGCUGGAUCUUUUAAGGACAAAUUAGGACAGGGAGGCUAUGGAGUUGUGUAUAAAGGGAAUCUGCAGGACUGUUGUCUGGUUGCGGUAAAGGUUCUGAAUGAGUCCAGGGUAAAUGGAGAAGAAUUUGUAAAUGAAGUCUCCAGCAUUAGCAGGACUUCACAUGUAAAUAUUGUCACCCUUCUUGGUUUUUGCUUUGAGGGGUCUAAACGAGCACUCAUAUAUGAGUUCAAGCCCAAUGAGAUUUGGGGUUUCAAUAUAGUCUCUAGUUUUUGA
This is a messenger RNA of Olea europaea var. sylvestris, 870 nucleotides long. RefSeq names its product LEAF RUST 10 DISEASE-RESISTANCE LOCUS RECEPTOR-LIKE PROTEIN KINASE-like 2.1. Gene Ontology annotation, molecular function: ATP binding; protein kinase activity. The record is from RefSeq and is a predicted model, not a curated record. Lineage: Eukaryota; Viridiplantae; Streptophyta; Magnoliopsida; Lamiales; Oleaceae. The transcript is spliced from 4 exons. Gene Ontology annotation, biological process: protein phosphorylation. Bases 1 to 870 code for a protein of 289 amino acids.